Messenger RNA from Brassica napus (rape), 4879 nucleotides. Its product is annotated as PH, RCC1 and FYVE domains-containing protein 1-like. The record is from RefSeq and is a predicted model, not a curated record. Bases 262 to 3447 code for a protein of 1061 amino acids. NCBI's taxonomy places the organism in Eukaryota, Viridiplantae, Streptophyta, Magnoliopsida, Brassicales, Brassicaceae. Gene Ontology annotation, molecular function: metal ion binding. The transcript has 9 exons.
AAUUGUAUGGUAGCUUCAAACAUUCCUAAAAUGGCGAUCGUCCCCCAAAAGAACAUUUUCUUUCCAUUAUACCAUUCACACAUUUCCUCAUACCAAUAUUUCAGACUAAAAUUGUUCAAAUAUAUUCUGAUAAGUUUUUGAUAGUCUAAAGAGAAUUUGGAUGAGAGUUGAAGACAGAUGCAUCUAUGAAGACAGGUGAAUUACAACACUUGAUGCUUCUUGAGUUUAUCCGACGUUGUUCUUUCGGGUUUCUCAGAUGGAAUGGCAGAUCCUGCUAGUUAUGUCUAUCACGAGCGUGACAUCGACCAAGCACUUAUCGUUUUGAAAAAGGGAACUCAAUUAGUCAAGUACAGUCGAAAAGGGAAACCUAAAUUCCGUGCAUUCAGGCUAUCACCGGAUGAAAAAUCGUUGAUUUGGUUUUCGCAUGGAGAAGAAAAAGGUUUGAAGUUAUCUGAAGUUUCUCGAAUUGUCCCUGGACAAAGAACUCCCGUUUUUAAGAGAUUUUUACGUCCAGAGAAAGACCACUUAUCGUUUUCACUUUUAUUCAAUAACAGAGAAAGGUCGCUUGAUUUGAUCUGUAAAGACAAAGCUGAGACAGAGAUUUGGUUUGCUGGCCUUAAGUAUUUAAUUGAAAGAAGUCGUAAUAGACGCGCAAGAAGUGAGAUACCUGAGAUAAACGACAGUGACUACUUCUCCACUGGUCGUCAAUCAAUAGACGUUUUUCCAAACAACAUACCACGAGGUAGAACAUCAAUUGAUCUAGGCUCAGAUGUUGGAUAUGAACGUGGAAACAUGUUAAGACCAAGUACUGAUGGUUUCCGGAUCAGUGUCUCAAGCACGCCAAGCUGUUCAAGUGGAGGUUCUGGUCCAGAUGAUAUCGAAUCAUUAGGUGAUGUUUACGUUUGGGGUGAGGUUUGGAGCGAUGGGAUACUACCAGAUGGGACUAUUACCAAAGAGACAGUGAAAACAGAUGUGUUAACUCCAAGACCCUUGGAAUCAAACGUUGUUCUUGAUGUUCACCAGAUUGUUUGCGGUGUGAGGCACGUUGCGCUUGUGACAAGACAAGGAGAAGUGUUUACUUGGGGAGAAGAAGCUGGAGGUAGGCUUGGACAUGGUAUUCAAGUAGACAUUAGUCGUCCGAAACUAGUUGAGUUUCUUGCUCUAACCAACAUAGACUUUGUUGCUUGUGGAGAAUACCACACUUGUGUUGUAUCAACCUCUGGAGACUUGUUUUCGUGGGGAGAUGGAAUCCAUAAUGUUGGGCUUUUAGGACAUGGUAGUGAUAUUAGUCAUUGGAUACCAAAACGAGUCUCUGGUCCUUUAGAAGGUCUUCAGGUGCUUUCUGUUGCGUGUGGCACUUGGCAUUCAGCUCUGGCCACUGCAAACGGGAAGCUAUUCACAUUUGGUGAUGGUGCGUUUGGAGUUUUAGGACAUGGAAACAGAGAAAGCGUUUCGUGUCCUAAGGAAGUACAGUCUUUAAACGGUUUGAAAACAGUGAAAGUUGCUUGUAACAUUUGGCAUACCGUGGCCAUCGUCGAGGUUAUGGGACAGACCGGUACAAGUAUGUCAUCAAGGAAGUUGUUUACUUGGGGUGAUGGUGAGAAAAACAGGUUAGGGCAUGGGAACAAAGAGACUUACUUGCUACCCACGUGUGUCUCUUCACUUAUUGACUACAACUUUCAUCAGAUCGCGUGUGGGCAUACAUUUACCGUCGCACUCACAACCUCAGGACAUGUUUUCACAAUGGGUGGGACUUCACAUGGUCAGCUAGGUAACUCAAUCUCUGGUGGUAAGUUACCUUGUUUGGUGCAAGACCGAUUAGUGGGAGAAUUUGUGGAAGAAAUAGCUUGUGGGGAUCACCAUGUGGCGGUUUUAACAUCAAGAAGUGAAGUAUUCACAUGGGGGAAAGGUGCUAAUGGAAGAUUAGGACAUGGUGAUACAGAUGAUAGAAGAACACCAACUUUAGUUGAAGCCUUGAGAGACCGGCAUGUGAAGAGCUUAUCUUGCGGCUCAAACUUCACAUCAAGUAUAUGUAUUCAUAAAUGGGUAUCCGGAGCAGAUCAGUCAAUCUGCUCCGGAUGUCGCCAAGCUUUUGGGUUUACCCGCAAGAGACAUAACUGCUAUAACUGUGGUUUAGUCCAUUGCCAUGCUUGUAGUUCAAAGAAGGCUUUGAAAGCAGCAUUGGCUCCAACACCAGGGAAACCACAUCGCGUGUGCGAUGCGUGUUACAGCAAACUUAAAGCCGCUGAAUCUGGUUAUAUAUCUAAUGGAAAUAGGACUAGUGUUGCAACCCCUGGACGAUCAAUGGAUGGUUCGGUAAGAAUAGAUAAAGGAACAACUAGGUCAUCGAAAGUCCUCUCGACGGGAAAUAAUACAGAAUCAGGCAAGACGUCAAGGCUUGGAGUUAGACCUGAUGCUUCUAGUGUCCGUGCCUCGCAAGUUCCUUCUCUCCAACAACUUAAAGACAUUGCAUUCCCGGCAUCACUAACCGCGAUUCAGAAUGCUUUAAAACCUGCUGUUGCUCCUGCUGCUGUUCCAGCUCGUCUACUAGUUGGACCAAUGUCAUCGCCUCCACCUGCUAGAUCCUCAUCGCCUUUACCUGCAAGAUCCUCUUCUCCUUACGCAAGAAGAUCGAGCCCUCCACGGACUUCUGGAUUUUCUAGGAGCGUUAUUGAUAGUUUAAAGAAGACUAAUGAAGUUAUGAACCAAGAAAUGACAAAACUACAGAGUCAGGUUAAGAAUUUGAAACAGAAAUGCAAUAAUCAAGGAACUGAGAUACAAAGAUUCCAAAAAGCAGCUAAAGAAGCUUUUGAAUUAGCUGCUAAGCAAUCUUCUAAACAUAAAUCAGCAACAGAAGCCCUAAAAUCUGUUGCAGAACAGUUGAAAGGUUUGAAGGAGAAAUUACCACCUGAAGUAUCAGAGAGUGAAGCUUUUGAGUCCAUUAAUUCUCAAGCUGAAGUUUAUCUAAAUGCAAACGAAGUAACAGAAACAUCUUUACUUACAACUUCGAUACUUGAUCAGCAAGAAACAUCUCCUACUGGAAACACACAAGAUCAAAAGAUUGAUGAACAAGUAUCAUCGAAAAGUAUAUCCGAGACAUCGAAUUCAUCAAAGCCAGUACCAACAGAAUCUUCUUCUUCAUCGUCAUCAAGAACAGGUGGAAAGGAAAGUAAAGAACAGUUUGAACCUGGCGUUUAUGUGACUUUUGCGGUAGAUAUGAAUGGAAACAAGAUCUUCCGACGAGUUAGAUUCAGUAAAAAGAGAUUUGACGAACAUCAAGCAGAAGAUUGGUGGACUAAAAACAAAGAUAGGUUGCUCAAGUGGUAUAGUCCAAAUUCAUCAUCAAGUCCAGUGGCUUCUGAUUCAUCUAUCGCUCCUUCACCACCAUCUGAACCACCGUCUGAUCCAUCAGUCUCUGAGAAGGACAAUGAGGCAGAAGCAGAUUAACCAUGUGUGUAAGUUAUGGUUGUGUUUCUUUUUUUCACAUGUACCAGUUAUAGAUACAAAAUGAAGUAUAUCUGAGGUUUGUUUCUUAAAAAUUCUGAAACGGAAUGUUGGUAACUUGUAUUGCCUUAUGCAAAGAUAUGAAAAGUUUUGGAAAUAGGAUUGUAAUAUCUAGGAUCAUAUAGUUUUUAUAACUUGCUUGAUUGUCUUUGGUGACUUCUUUUAAUUUGGAUUGUAAAUGAGUAGGAAAAAACAUAAAACAGUUAUGUUAUAGGAUAUUGUGUAAGUGAAAACCAAAUAUUUAUAGAUAGAAAUAUAUGUAUUACAGUCCGCGGCCUUUAAGCGGCGAGUAAAGACACGCGCUUCUCUCUCUCUGUUUUCUAAAUUCUAGAUCCAGAUCUGGGAGGAGCUCCGACCUUCCGGCGUCUCGUCGGUCUUCCAAGGAUGCUCCCCCCCCCCCCUUUACUUUUUCGUUCGUCGGAACUUGCGCCUAACAAAAGGAAAGUGACGAACUGAAGGAGGCACAACCUUUCUCUCCUCCGCGGUGUUUAGGUCACUGUCGCGGUGGCCCUCUACGUUGAAGCUGUGGCUUGGUGUUUCGUCGGAAGCUGGUGGUAGAUCUCUGCUAGAGGACGGUGGAGGCUCUCUGGAUUUCCGCAAGUUAACCAUCCAGGCUAGGGUCUUUCUUUCAACGCCGUUGCUGUGGGGGCUUUUGUUGUCGACGAGCUUGUUCUGGAGAUGGCGGUUCUCCGGAACCUUCCCUCUUAGAUGCAGAAGCUUCUCUUGGCCGGUGGAAUUAGGGUUUGUGCGUGGUGCUUGAAGAGGUGUGCGACGGCGAGGCAGCGACAGAGCUUGGCGGAGAAAAGUUCAAGAGUCGGUUCUCCUGUAGAUUCCGGCGCUCGGGGCCGCGGGAUCCCUCCGAGGUUGGCUCUAGCUCUGAAGAGGAACCGUUGAUGGAUCAUCGGCUGGUUCUGAACACACUGGCCGCCGUGAAGUUACGGUGACAUCGGAUUUGCUAACCAAUCGUGUUCGUCGGAGUGGGGCUUUAUGCUCCUAGGUCUUGUGUUGUGCUUUGUCUCUCUGUUCUUGUUUGAGUAUCGUUUCUUUGGGUUUCCGGUUUUUCUCCGGCAGUGACGUGUACUUUCCAAUUCCCAUUGGGUGAAUUAAAAAAAAAAAAAGUUAAAGAUGGAUAAAGAAAAAAAAAAAAAAAAAAAAAAAUUAUAGAGAGACCGUUUAGUUUUAUAUUACUAGAUGCGUUGUACCCGCGCUUGCGCGGGAUCGUUGACGUUUUUUCGUUUAUAUAAAUGUGUUGAAAUGCUGAUGUACUUUUGUUUGGUCUUUGAUUUCUCAAGAUUUGUAUGUGUUUGAGUUUGUUGUUUUGGUUUUGUGAACCAUUUUCGUUAUUAAAGCAGAGUGGUAUAUUCGGUGGUGUUUA